AUGUACACUCUCAAGAUUGUGCAGAAAGAUGCUCAAACUGUGCCUCCAACACCAUCUGACUUGGCAAACUUUGGCAUCCAUCAGAUUUUCCGCCGAGAGGCCUUUCGCACUGUUGGUUACUCACGCUACCUCCCGCUGACGGAACUGGACAAGGACACUCAUGACCUCCCACAAGAGAUCUACGACCGGAUGAAGCCAGCUCUGAGACUUGCAACGUUGUUCGUGAAACUCCUGACGCCCAAAUUCGCACGCAUCAUGUCGGCUCAGGUGGAAAAUUGUCCUCUUGCCAAUGGUCGUCGUGGCCUACUUUUGACAGACGAAUGGGUCGAUGACGUGCCAGAUGUGACAGCAUCAUUUGCGAAACUGUGCACCAACUAUAGGUUCACCCUUCUGGCGGAAGAUGAGUUCCCGCGAAGCUUCUGCGCUGUGCAUGACGGCGUCGCUGGGACCAGUGGCCUGCUGACCCAUAUCCCUGAAGCUAAAUUCGAUCACGUUUACCCGCAAACUGCCUUGAGAAGCUCGUUGCUGGAACUUUUUGUCGCAGAAGAGUGGGAGACAAUGUGCACGGAAGAAAAGUACAACUACUACUUCAUGCUCGCCACCACCCUGGUCCACCAGCUCGCACAUGCUGUGUGGAUAGAUCGAGUGUUGUCCCGUCACCCACACGAAGGAUUCGAAACUGGUGAGAUUGAAAUUUGUGAACCCGAAGCCAGAUGUCGCCGCAAUCAAAUGUUUGCUGAGCUCGGCAGUGAAAUGGAACUCGAACUCUUUGGGUGCCUGCCCGCCCUGCCACACUUCGAAACCCCCACGAUCGCGGAGAGAGCCUGCAUGGAUGAUGAGCCCUACAAGGUUCUGUUUGCACUCUUGGACAAAAAUGCAAGACACAUUGAUAUCUGCCAAGCAUCGAACAGCACCAUCUAUUCAUUCUUUGAUCCUCAAUUCUGGGCCUCAUUGGAAGAAAAUCGCUUCCCGAACUAUGUGAUCGAGCUUCUAGCGAACCGCAGACUACCACGUCGUCGACUAUCAAAUCCUCUCUCUGAUCCAACGUUCCUUGCAGACUUCGAUGCGCCGAUCAUCUCAGUGCCCCUUCCCGGUAUGUUCAAGAACAAACCUGCGAUCACGGCCGAUAAUGAGCUAGUUGGUUGA
Molecule: messenger RNA, 1146 nt
Organism: Fonsecaea erecta
Lineage: Eukaryota; Fungi; Ascomycota; Eurotiomycetes; Chaetothyriales; Herpotrichiellaceae
Exons: 1
Coding region: 1-1146 (381 amino acids)
Source: RefSeq, a predicted model, not a curated record